Messenger RNA from Vicia faba (fava bean), 525 nucleotides. Lineage: Eukaryota; Viridiplantae; Streptophyta; Magnoliopsida; Fabales; Fabaceae. The record is from the annotation of a GenBank genome assembly.
AUGGAUUCUUCCUCUUCCGGUCAAAAUUCUGCAGUUACAAAUAAAAUCAAACAUGCAUACAAAAAGAAAAAAGUCAUUAAAAAUCCUACAAAACAUAGCAAACAGAAGACAGCUUCACGAUUUUAUAUAAUGAAGUGCUCGCAGUUGACUGGUGAGGGGUUUAUUAAAGUUCCUAUGAAAGAUUUAAUUCAAAGCUUUCAGGGUCCUUUAGUCAAAAGGAGUUCUAAUAGUUGGACGGACACCCCAGUUGUUCAGUAUUUCCACGUGCUUCCUUAUUCUGAAAUAAUCUCAGAAUGGUUUUCUAGAGAAACAUUCUCAAAUAGUUUGCAAGAUUUAGAACUGGUAGACAAACAAUUUCUGAAGCUUGAAGUGACAAAAUCAAGUGUAAGUAGUGAGGGCAUGUCUUUUGGGCUUGAUAACAAGCCAUGCAGUGAUAUUAUUGAAGCUCUUAAUCUGAAAGAAACCAAUGGUUUCUGCUCAAAUAACCAUGUGGUACUGUCAAGAAAGAGCAGGAUAUGGACAUGA